Panicum virgatum (switchgrass) is the source of this 653-nucleotide messenger RNA. RefSeq names its product pathogenesis-related protein 1-like. The coding region runs from base 94 to 603 and encodes 169 amino acids. Gene Ontology annotation, cellular component: extracellular region. The record is from RefSeq and is a predicted model, not a curated record. NCBI's taxonomy places the organism in Eukaryota, Viridiplantae, Streptophyta, Magnoliopsida, Poales, Poaceae. The transcript has a single exon.
GCCUCAGCUCAUGCGCAUCGAUCGAUCACAACGGCAACAAGCUAGCUCUAUCUAGUCACGUACGGGAGCUUCAAUUUCAUAAGCUAAUCCGCAAUGGCGUCGAAGCGGGCGUGCCUAGCCCUGGCGGCUUUCGCGGCGGCUGCAGCCAUGCUCGCCGCGCCGUGCGCGGCGCAGGACUCGCCGCAGGACUUCGUGGACCCGCACAACACGGCGCGGUCCGACGUCGGCGUGGGCGCCGUGUCUUGGGACGACACCGUGGCGGCGUACGCGCGGAGCUACGCGGCGCGGCGGCGGGGAGACUGCGCGCUGGUGCACUCCGGCGGGCCCUACGGCGAGAAUAUCUUCUGGGGCUCCGGCGGCGGCGCCGGCUGGUCGGCGUCCGACGCCGUGGCGUCGUGGGUGGCCGAGAAGCGGUGGUACGACCACGGCAGCAACAGCUGCUCGGCGCCGGAGGGCCGGUCGUGCGGCCACUACACGCAGGUGGUGUGGCGCGACUCCACCGCCGUCGGCUGCGCCCGCGUCGUCUGCGACAACGGCGGCGGCGUCUUCAUCACCUGCAACUACAACCCGCCGGGCAACGUCGUCGGCCAGAGCCCGUACUAGCUAGCUCUAGCUAGCAUGCUCUGCCUGUAUGAUCGGUUUGUUUACCGGGU